Molecule: messenger RNA, 987 nt
Organism: Penicillium taxi
Lineage: Eukaryota; Fungi; Ascomycota; Eurotiomycetes; Eurotiales; Aspergillaceae
Exons: 2
Coding region: 1-987 (328 amino acids)
Source: RefSeq, a predicted model, not a curated record
AUGACUAGUCCUUUCCCUGCCCAAGAAUCUCCUUGUGCCAAUCUUUCUGACUGGUAUGCCCCUACCCCCGGCUACCUCUAUGAGAUACCGGCUUCGCCUUCGAACUUCAGCUAUAUUAGCUCUUGCCAUAGUCGCCCUUCGCAGAACUCUACUCCACCCCUAAUAUUAGAUAAGCUUCCGUUAGUAGGACUUGACGACUGGCAAGCGGGAAGAGCUUACGAUGAACUUCCUCCCAUAUGUAUUCACUAUUCAAUCGAGUGGAAGGUGGCGUUGAAUAAGCGAGUGGUAUCAGAGGAUACGGAACAAAAUUUAGUGUUGGCACCUGGUGCUUACUGGGAGAAAUUUCUCAAAGGCAAACUAGCGAGGGUUGUUGCGCAGAAAUUUUUGCCCAGCCAACGAGUUCGGCUCGACGAUACUGCUAUCAUAGUCAAGAUCAAUGACCGUACUGAACAUGAUCUGACUAAACGUCUUAUCAGUUUUAUCAAUGGUGGUGGUAUCCUACAUUCAGAACGUGAUAUCCCCGACUGGUUUCACCAACAGCUAAAGGCAGAGGAGCAGCUCUUAAACAGUAAAACUAACGAUAAAGGCUUAUCUUCAUAUAGAGCACCUUGUCCACCGAUUAAUAUUAUAUUGCCUACGCAGUCACCUCAAACUUCUAUCUCGACCCCGACAGCGCCUAGCUCGCCACUGACAAAAAGAUUCCAGCUGAAGCGCCUUGAUAUUUCCGGUCCUCGGGAUAUAGCUGUCAAAGAAUAUAGCGAGUGGCACGCAUCUGAAGUUAAUGACGAGGAUCUCAAGAAUGAUUUUCGUAAAGCAUGUCAAGUGGCGCUGAAAAACGGCCUUGACCUACAACAAAUUGUGAAUCGUCCCAAUCCAAAGUUUUUCAUCGAAAGGGACAUCAAAAUAGGCACGGCCCAUCGUUUUGUCGAUGACAUUAUCGAAUGGGUUGAGAUUCGCAGGGAUCAGAUGGAUACCUUUGAUUUUUGA